GAAGGUUUUACGGGACGGUCUAAACUGGUUCAUGGCCUUUGCUAGAGCCGCAGUUUGCUCUCCAUCCCUCGGUAGCCUGAUUGUGCCUAAUUAGGCAAGGCGGGGAUGGGUUCGUGGCUGGAGGCCUGUUUUGUAGGGAGGCGGGGAAAGCACUAAACAAAACAAUCCCGUUUCUACCAGAGGAUGCGGCGGGGCUCGUUAAAGUGGGAACAAGAUGGAGACGCUGCCGCUCUUCGGUGGCUUGUAGAUGUCGAGGUUUUAAGGAGUGAUAUGCAUUAAGAGGGAAGGAAGCUCUUAAUGUUCAAGGACGUGGUUAUCUGGCUUUAAUUUGACCCAGGGCUGAACCCCAGAACCUGUUUUAAGCCCCUUCCUUAGGCGCAAGUGGUUCAACUUUUUUUUAAAGAGUCCCUUUCUGUUGAGCGCAGGUAUAAGUUAAUACAAUUAUCUUGUUCUGGAUUUAUUGAUUGCGUUUUAAUCCAACCCUUUUCCACCGGAGAAGGAAGGACUUCCAGAGCAAAGAAAGGGCAUAACUUCUAGGGAGCUCUAAGGCCCGGCAGCUUUCAUUUUUGAACGGUAUGGACCGUAAUCCAUCACCCCCCUCUAGUGAUGCAGAGGAUGAAGCAACAAUUGCUGGGGACUCAAUUGGAAACACAGUCUACAGCAAGCAUUGGCUAUUCAGUGUCCUGACAAAGCUCAUUGAGGUUGUUAGCCCUGAAAAGGAUGAUUCUGAGUUAAACAAUGUGGAUGUUCAGGUUGACCUAGAUGAAGAUUUGGAGAGCGACAUUUGCAAAAUUUGGGAUAUGUCAAUGGAUAAGGAUGUUGCUUUAUUUCUUCAAGAAUUUAAUGCUCCUGAUAUAUUUAUGGGCAUUUUUGCCAAAUCAAAGUGUCCUCGGCUUAUUGAAAUCUGUGUUGGAAUACUAGGUAAUAUGGCUUGUUGUCAAACCAUAUGUAUGGCCAUUAGUAAAGAUGAGAACCUUGGGCAGUUGAUAUUGCAGCGUUUGUGUGAUUCAGAUUCCCCGACUCUGCUUGAAACAAGCAGAUUGUUGCUGACUUGCCUCUGCCAUCCUGAGGCUGCCAAUCUUUGGGUGGAAAGAAUCCGAGGAAGUCCAUCCGUGUAUGACUGUCUCUGUUUUAUCAUGUCUAGCUCUACAAAUGUGGAGUUGCUUGUCAAAGUAGGUGAAGUCAUCGAUAAGGUAUUUGAUCUGGAUGAAGAGCUAAUGCUAAACUGGAUUAAAAAUGGCUCUCAUCAAGCAGCAGGGCAGCCUACAGAUGAUUCUCCAGAAGAUUUCCCAGAUUUUAAGAUUGUGCCUUGCCUUCUUGAAGCUGCAAAACAAGUCUGCUUAGAUAACAAUGCAGAAGGACUUGAUGUUUAUAUGCAUAUCCUGCAGCUGCUCACUACUGUAGAUGAAGGCAUUCAAGCUAUUGUACAGACUCCAGAUGGUGGAAAAGAAACUUGGAAUUUGCUGUAUGGUCUUUUUUGUAAUGAACUUUGCCAGCCAGAUGACCCACCAAUUAUUGUUCAAGAGCAGAAGACAGUAUUGGCUUCUAUUUUGUCUGUGCUAUCAGCCAUCUACUCUUCACAGAUGGAAAAGGAAUAUGUCAAGAUAGGAAAAAAUAUGCCUCUGAUUGGCUGUUUGAUUAGAGUGUUACAAAACAUGGAGGAAUGUGGAAAGACAUCCAGAGACAGCUCUGAAGAGCCAAAGUCUGAGGAGUCUGUGGAAGAUUUCCAUUUAAAAAUCUUGAAGGACAUUUGUUGUGAGCUACUCUCCAAUAUAUUUCAAGAACUAUCUAAGGAAAAUGUUUUGGAAGGGCUCAAGCAAGGCCAUCUAAAUGAACAGAAAUGUUCCUGUGCAUUUCACAAUCUUCUCCCUUUUUAUUUCACUUCGGUGGAGAUCUUUUUAGAAGUGCUGCGUGAAGCUGAUCCAUCUCUUGCUGAUACUGUAGAAAAAAGCUUCCCUAGCUUGAGACUCAAAACAUAGGAACAACUGAAAUAUAUUUUCUCUCAGACAGACUGCAAUUUAUUUCAUCCCCCUUUUUUAAACACAGCAGCAUGUAUACGCCGCCCUGAGCCCUUUCGGGAAUGGGUGGCCUAAAAGUCCAAUAAUAAAUAUAUGUAAGGAUUUCAGAAGGAAUCACACUUGCAUUCCUUAAACAUCUCUUCAAGGAAAACUUUUUUACAGUUCUUCAGUUCAUUUUGCUACCCUAUCCACUACCUGCUUUAUUUAUUUGAUUUGAUAUCCAACUCUCCCCACCAGUUGGGCUCAUUACCAUUGAAAAUAAGGAGAGAGUGGACUUCUUGUUGGCUGUGUGGUUUCAGUCAGCUAGAGGUUGUGUGGCCGGCAUGAAGAUGUCAUAAAGCUGAUCAGAUUUGUCUACAUGCCAACUGGUAGCACAGUGGGAUAAGCAGAGUUAUCAGAAGAAGAGGGCUGUUGUUCAUGAAGGCUUAUGGCAUAAUACAUUAGUCGAAGGUGUUGCUGGAUUCUGUUAUCUCAGUCCAGUUUAAAUUGAAUGUACAUCAGAUUGUAAGUUCCAUUUAUCUUCCUAACAUUUUUCCCAUUUACUUCCAGGUGACAAUUAUCUAGAAAAAAGUAAUGCCAUUCACAUAGAAAAUAUAUGAACUUAUAUGUGCAUUUUGGUGCGUAUCCCAUUCAAGCCAUGGUUCCUGGCACAGCAAGUGAAAGGCACGCUGAAGUCUGUUUCUGCAGAUGAACAUUCCUUGAAUCGAAACACCCAGCGUGGUGCACUGCACUGGGAUUUUCAUGGAAUGGCGGCGCAAGGCAGGAGUUCUGGCCUGAGUUAUUCUACCGUAGGCCAGUGGAAUUCCUCCAGAAGCAUGAUCUUGCACAGACCAUUAGGGCAUGGGAGGUGACAGCAUUGCUUAGAAAGCUGUUUUGCCUAUUUGUGAUCACUAGGGAGAAAGCUUUUCAAUGGAGGCUUUGGAAUUAAAAUAAAUACCUGGACUGAAAGAUUCUUAAUAGUAAA
Messenger RNA from Sphaerodactylus townsendi, 2982 nucleotides. RefSeq names its product serum amyloid A like 1 (gene SAAL1). The transcript is spliced from 13 exons. The record is from RefSeq and is a predicted model, not a curated record. NCBI's taxonomy places the organism in Eukaryota, Metazoa, Chordata, Lepidosauria, Squamata, Sphaerodactylidae. The coding region runs from base 576 to 1979 and encodes 467 amino acids.